Molecule: messenger RNA, 3639 nt
Organism: Anneissia japonica
Lineage: Eukaryota; Metazoa; Echinodermata; Crinoidea; Comatulida; Comatulidae
Product: insulin-induced gene 2 protein-like
Exons: 6
Coding region: 382-1017 (211 amino acids)
Biological process (GO): cellular response to insulin stimulus; SREBP signaling pathway; cholesterol biosynthetic process
Cellular component (GO): SREBP-SCAP-Insig complex; endoplasmic reticulum
Source: RefSeq, a predicted model, not a curated record
UCCAUUGAAGAUCGUUCGAUCCCUGUACCAUCCCACUAGGGUCAGCUGAUUCAUAAGCUAGCCCAAUUUUAUCGCGAUAUGUUUUAUUUGUCGUACCACCGUACAACCGUGUUGAUAAGCCAUGGUUUUCGUAAAGAUAGUCCAUAAAUGAGUUGGUUACAGAGUCAGCUGGUUAAACGUUAUUGGUAUACAAUAACAUAAGCCAAAGACAGUGUCAACUUUAGAAGGGUUACACUAAGCUGUGGUAUAUAUAUAUGUGUGAAUUCCAUCCUGAUGCUGAAGUAAUACAAUAACUUUCAAGAGAUUAUUUUUCGUAAUUCCACUUCGAUCCUUGAAUUAUUUAAGUUUUGUGAAAAAAUUGUGCAAUAGGACAUAGUAAUCAUGGCAGUCACAUUAAAGAGUUCCCGUGGACUUGUUAUGCGUUCGGUAGUACUGUUUGCAACAGGAGUUUUCUUAGCAACAGUUCUUAAUGUCAUGGCCUUCCAGAGGAGAGUAACAAUACUAUCACCUGAAGUAAUAGCAACCCUCUUUGCUCAGAAUUGGUGGGUUCCAGAAUGGUGGGUUCCGGCAUUAUGUGGAUUAGCAGCAGUUUGUGUUGGCAUUCUUUGCCCAUGUUUGGAUCUACGGCUGGGUGAACCAAAACAUUUCAAGAAGGAGUGGUCUAGUGUUAUGAGGUGUGUGGCUGUCUUCGUUGGAAUCAAUCAUGCAUGUGCCAAAAUUGAUUUUGGAAACAACUUGCAAUUUUCAAUGACGAUAGCGGCCAUGUCUGUUGGGAUGUGGUGGUUAUUUGACCGAUCAAGAAGUGGACUUGGGCUUGGUCUAGGUGUUGCUGUAUUUGUCUCACUCUUCACACAACUCAUCGUCUAUGCAGACGUAAAUAGGCCAUUACAUAAAGAAAUUAUGUACUCGCGUUCAUGGCUUCCAUGCAUGUUCUUCUCUGGAGGUGUCACCGUUGGAAACAUAGGUAGACAGCUUGUAGUGUAUGAAGAGCAAUGGAAAAAGAAGCACAUGGAUUAAAUUUGAUAAAAUCAUCUUUACAUUUUACCCACUCUGUUGCCAUUUACCAUGACCUUUGCUUGGGAAAAAAUGAACUCCUUAUCCCGAAGAUAUAUUGGAGAUAUUUUAUAGCAGUAUUUAAUACAAAAGGUCAAACCUUCUUCUGAUCAUCUGCAAGAGAGUAGAAGAACUCUUCAAACAUCUACUUUAGGUCUCUUUGGCCAGAACUGGACUCUGGAUAUGAAGAAGUACAAUAUUCAUUUUCUAUUACGGUCUCCUGUACUUGUACUUUUUAAAGAUAACAAGAAAAUGAGAACAAUUCUGAAAUGGAGAGAACAACAGUGACAUGUUUUUGCUGUAUUUUAUUGUUCUUUAUCUUGGUCUGGUAGGAAUAUCAAUUUGUAAUUAAUUAUUUCUUGAUCAUUACCAUUAGCAUUAUAAAUAGCCACAUAAGGAGAGAUGUGAAGAUUUUAAUUUCUAACAUUGCCACCACUAGGCCUAUUUGUGUUUUAUGUGGAUUGAUCACUUAAAAAAUAUUGGUUUCUUGUCCAAACUUCUUGAAAAGAGUGAUGGAGCAGGCCUUAUUUGGUUCAAGCUCUCUCAGUUUAACACAUUGUCUGUCACUGGCCAAGAUGUAAGGGAGUCACUUUAAAGAACAUCAGUUGCCAUUAACUGGUAUUAAACAAACUUGUUUUUUUAAAUUGGGUUUUCCUUAAACUGCCAGGCGAGAGUCUAGUGUUCCAGCUGUCAGUGUCAAACUUGAGUUUAACAUAAAGAAGAAAAGUACUGGUACAAGCAUUUAUAAUGCACAUUUUCCUUGAGGUUAUGAAGCGCGCAAGUGCUACAUUUAUAUGUGAACUCUCGUCUUGGCGCCCUAAGCAACACCUUCUUUAAGGCAUGACCUCUCGUCUCUGGCAGCUAACAUGUCAAGGUUGUUUUUCCAGAGAGAGGAAAAGGAACAUUACUACUAUUAUUAGUAAUGUGCUAUUCCUGUGAAAGAUUAACAAAUAUAUCAAGACUGCUGAAAAAGCAGUUGUUGAGGACAAGAAACUAGUUAAUUUUAUUUGCUUCACCAUAACCAUGACAUGAUGCACUACUAAAUUGUUUUCAAUUCAAAAUGUAUGGGUCUUUGGGAAGGUUCUUUUGAAACAUGAUUAGUUAACAAAAUAUGUGAAACGUACAUUAUAGUUACUACUGUUGGUGAUUUAAGUUGGGCAGGGCUGAGAGUUGCAGUACUACCAUGCAUUUUUGUGAAUUUCAAGAGAAUUCCUUUUCACUACUACUUAACAGACUAGUAAUGAAUUGGUAAAACUAAUCUAGGUCUUUUUUUAACUUAACACCUAUACAGUAAUAUUUAUUUUUCUAGGUCAACAUAAUUUAACGUAUUGGGAUUGAAUGAUUUUCCUUAGUACAUAAUGGUAAAUUUGCCAUGUUGUUUAGGGAAUUUUUUGUUAGAGAAUGCGUGAUUGUAUAUAAAAAAAAAUUAUAUAUAAGAAAAUACAUAGGUGAUUUUUUUGACAUUCUAAUUUUUUUAACUAGAUAACAGAGAAAUCAAACAGGGUAAUGAGUGUUUUUGUAUUUAUUUCAAUUUUAUUGUUCAAUCUUUUUUAAUUGAGUGUAACCAUGGAUGAGUAUUGGUAGCAAUUGGUUAAAGUUAUUGAUUCUAAAUAUUUUGUUUAUGUGGUAUUGGUCUGAAUAAAAAUACUGUUUAAGCUAUAAUAUGUAUGUACCCAUGGUGAUAAAAUUAACAAAUUGACCAUAGGACAGUCACUGACAAGUAAGGGAGAGUGGACAUGUUUUAAUAGAAAUUUUACUAGCAAAAUUAUUGUAUCUAUUUAAUAUAUCUUUACUCACUUUCGAUGUAUUUGUGUGUUAUGAUUAAAAACUUGCUUUACAUUUGUGAUCCUUUGCAUGCCAAUUAAUUAUAUCGACAGAUUUUUUUCUGCUGAUUAAACAGCAUUUGUAGUCAAACAAAAACAAAAUUUCUAAUAAGCAUGCAUGUCCACUAAUAGCCAAGAGUCUUAAAUAAAACUGGCACUUCUAGGGUGUGUGUGCUUGUUGAAAAUGAGAGGGUGGGGAGGUGGGUGGGAGACUUGCAUUUUAGCAGUGCUUGAAUUGUACCUUUUGCAGCAUUUUUAUACAGCGACCUACCAUUUUUGUCUUGGUUUUUUUUUUUUUUUCUAGUUUUGCAUCAUGUAGGCAUGUGAAAAAGUAUUGAUACUACAGCAGCAAUUUGUUAACAUUUGCUUUUACUGUGAUAGUCAUUUUUUCCAACAUUAAGUUAUAUUUAUAGUCCUUUUUUUUUUUGUUGAGCUUGUUAAAAUCGUCCUUUUAUACAUAAUAAAAAAUACUAAUAAGGGUAUUGACGAAAGUCUUGCACUAGGUAUGAAUAAGCAUUUGAUAGCCCUUGCGUCUGGAAUGUAAGCAUGAUCUUAAAAAGCAUCAUUCAAAAUGAUUUAUAAUUGCAUUUUAAGAUGAGGAAUAGAAGAGAAAUUCAGCUCGUUUUGAGCUGCUGCAGAUAUUUCCAAAGUUACUAACCAAUCAGAUUGUCUCGCAUUCUUGUACUAUAGAACCACCAUCCAUGAUUUUUUUGAAUAAAAAUGUGCAAUGUACAGAUGAAUUAAAUAAAUCUUGUAUGUAUAA